This is a messenger RNA of Microthlaspi erraticum, 2037 nucleotides long. Lineage: Eukaryota; Viridiplantae; Streptophyta; Magnoliopsida; Brassicales; Brassicaceae. The record is from the annotation of a GenBank genome assembly.
AUGGGACAUAAGGAGCAUGGAGGGACUUGGCGCAUGGAAGCAGCUCAACUGGACACGCAAAGGAAGAAGGGAGAAGCCAUCUUGAAGACCAGCUCGACCGUCCACUCGACCAACCGGUCGAGUUCCUCAACUCGACCGGCCAAGCUUCAACUCGAUCGAGCUGGGGAGUCAAAGUCAAACCCGAAAAAUGUUGCUUCCCCCUUGACUUCCUUUGACCCUAAACCUAAUCCUCUUGUGUAUGCGAACUCGAUCGAGUCGGUCACAGAAGACUUGGUCGAGCUAGACAUUACAACGGGUAGAAAGAGGGUUCAGAGGUCACAGAGGGUACAAGAGGAACCUGAGGUGCUUGUUGCUGAUACAAUGGAUGUACCAGAGGGGAAUGGAAACCCUUUGGGACAUGGACUCGGUCGAGCUAGGCAAACUCGACCGAUUGGUCAAGGAGAUGCUCCAAACCGCCACCAACAGAGACAAGGGAUUGUUCCACCACCAGUGCAGAACCACAACUUUGAGAUCAAGCUGGGAAUGAUCAACCUUGUCCAGAACAAGAUGUUCCAUGGAUUGCCAAGUGAAGACCCCAUUGACCACCUUGAUGAGUUUGAUAGGCUUUGUGAUUUGACAAAGAUCAAUGGUGUCUCUGAAGAUGCCAUCAAGCUGAGACUCUUUCCUAUGUCUCUAGCUGACAAAGCUCACCAAUGGGAGAAGAGCUUGCCCCAUGGCACAAUCACCACUUGGGAUGAAUGCAAGAAGGCCUUUCUUGCUAAGUUUUUCUCCACCGGUCGCACAGCCAAGCUUAGAGGAGAGAUAUCCAGCUUCAUCCAGCGAAACAAUGAGACAUUCGCAGAGGCUUGGGAGAGGUAUAGGGAGAUGCUAGACACAGCUAGCAAUGGGAACUUCCUCAACCAGGAUGUAGAUGAUGGCUGGCAACUUGUGGAGAACAUAGCUAACUCAAAUGGAAGCUAUGGAGAAGAGUAUGAUCGCACCAACCGGAGCUCGACCCACCACUCGAUCGAGUCAGACGAAAAGUUGAGAAAAGAUGUUAAGGCAUUGAAUGAGAAGUUGGAUAAGCUGAUCCUAGCUCAGUCCACAAUGAAGAAAGUCAACUUUGUGUCUGCUGAGGAGAUGGAACCAGUCCAAGAAGGGGAGGAUACACAAUUUGCUGAGGUAUGCUACAUGAGCAAUGGGCAAGGAGGUUACAACAAAGGAUACUAUAACUACAAGUCCAACCCUGCCAUGUCAUACCGCAACACUGAUGUUGCUAACCCUCAGGACCAAGUCUAUCCUCAACAACAAGCAGCUCGAUCGAGUCAAGGACCACAACAUGGGUAUGGUCAAAAGAACAAUUACCAAGGACCACAAGGCACUUUCCCUGGACAACAAAUGAAUAUCCCACCAGGCUUCCCCCACCAACCGCCCCAGCCUGCACCUUCACAAGAGAAUGAGCUCAAAGCAAUGCUAAAGCAACUACUUCAAGGGCAAGCUGAUGGGGUAGUGGACACAAGCAAGAAGCUAGCUGAAAUAAACUCUAAGAUCGAGAACCUCAACACAAGGGUUUACUCUCUGGAGAAUCAUGCUUCUUCUGUUGCUGCUGCUACAAAGCAAGGACAACUACCUGGUAAAGCUAUUCAGAACCCCAAGGAACAGUGCAAGGUCAUCUUCACUCAAGAAGGACUUGUUGAAGAAGAGGAUCAAGAAAGGGUCAUUGAAGAUUUUUGUUUACUGCUGAAUGAUGAAGAGAUUGUUGCUGCUGAGGCUCCUGGAGUCCAGAUUGAUCAACCAGAAGUGCAUGCACCUACUGUGGCCAUUCACACUUCACCAGUUGAGCUCGCACGACAAGCUCGAUCGGCAGCUCGAUCGAGUCCAACUCUAGCUCGAUCGAGUCCGACCUCUUCUGUCCGACAGCCUGUUUUGCUUGAUCCUUAUCAACCGGUUGCCGCUUCCUCGUCUCGCCUACUUAGUCAAGGUCACAAGGAAGUGAUUCACAAGUUCAGAAGAGAUCUCAGUGGGAUUGGAAUUGAGUUGCCUCUAUGGAUAGCAUGA